AUGGUCCUCAUCGACAAGCAGAGCUACACCUCGCGCGAGGAGCAGCGAUUGAAGGAGGAUCGCGAGCGCACCCGGUACUGGAAAAGAUGGGGUCCCUAUGUCUCAGAGAGACAGUGGGCUACCGUCCGCGAGGAUUAUUCAGAAAAUGGUGAUGCUUGGAGCUACUUUACCCACGACCACGCCCGCUCGAGAGCAUUCCGCUGGGGUGAAGAUGGAAUUGCCGGCGUAAGCGAUACGCAUAACCUACAGAAUGUUGCGUUUUCCUUCUGGAACGGAAAAGAUGGGUUCCUUAAAGAGCGACUAUUUGGUCUAUCGAAUCCACAGGGAAACCACGGUGAAAGUGUCAAGGAGGCCCAUUUUCACGUCGACAACACGCCUACGCAUUCGUACAUGAAAUUUCUUUACAAAUAUCCACAGAAAGAGUUUCCCUAUCAAGAUCUAGUUGAUGAGAACGCUAAACGGGGAAGGCUAGACCGCGAGUAUCAGAUACUCGACACCGGCAUAUUUGAUGAUAACCGGUAUUGGGACAUCUUUAUCGAGACGGCCAAGGAGGAUGACGACGAAGAUGAACUUCUAUUCCGCGUGAUCGCUUACAACAGAGGCCCAGAGCCCGCUCCUUUGCAUAUCAUUCCACAUGUAUGGUUUCGGAACACUUGGUCCUGGGGCUAUGAGAACAGCCAGAGGCCUUCCAUCCAACAGAACGCUCCUCUUUCUGUCAAAACGAACCACGAGAAGCUGGGGCAGCGAUAUGCCCGAUUUGCCCCCUCCCCGGCAGUCGGUGACGGUCAAGAAGACGUCGUACCCCAAAUGUUAUUCACGGAGAAUGAAUCGAACAAUGAACUGCUGUGGGAGACCAAAAAUGACCAGCCUUACGUGAAGGAUGCUUUCCAUCGUCACAUCGUCGAGGGGGAGAAAGGCGCAGUCAACCCAGCCCAGAAGGGCACCAAAUUCGCCGCCUGGUAUGCCUUCAAUGAGGGCGAGGGAGUCCCUCCUGGUGAAUGUGCUGUUGUCCGCUUUCGCCUGUCGCGGAGACUCGAGCCAUUCGUGGAUGAAGAGGUGCUAGAUGAUGUGGUUGAGCAACGCAAGGCGGAAGCCGAUGACUUCUACUACCACAUCAGCCCUCUACCGAUGAGCGAUGAUCUGCGAAACAUUCAGCGCCAGGCAUUCGCUGGUAUGAUGUGGACAAAGCAGUAUUACCAUUUUAUCUGGGAGCAAUGGGCCAAUGGUGAUCCCGGUAUGAUUGCACCUCCCCCUGGGCGGAAGAACGUUCGUAAUCAGCAGUGGAGGCAUCUUUACAUGGAUGACAUCCUCUCGAUGCCGGACUCGUGGGAAUACCCAUUCUUCGCUGCCUGGGAUACGGCCUUCCAUUGUAUUCCCUUAGCUAUGAUUGACCCAGACUUCGCAAAGCGACAAUUGGAUGUCUUGACUCGAGAGUGGUAUAUGCAUCCGAACGGUCAGCUAGCAGCCUAUGAAUGGAAUUUUGGGGACGUCAACCCUCCUGUACAUGCAUGGGCCACUUUCAGGGUUUUCAAAAUGGAGCGGAAAAUGUACGGUCGACAGGAUCUUGAUUUUCUUGAGAGGGUCUUUCAGAAACUACUCCUAAACUUCACAUGGUGGGUUAAUCGAAAGGACUCUGGCGACAAGAAUGUUUUCGAGGGUGGCUUCCUUGGGCUUGAUAAUAUUGGGCUUUUCAAUCGCUCUGAACCUCUUCCCACCGGAGGGGUUUUAGAACAAGCUGACAGCACUGGUUGGAUGGCUUUCUAUUGCCUGAACAUGCUGAACAUUGCCCUGGAGCUCGCCAAGCACCGGCGCAUUUACGAAGACAUUGCUUCGAAGUUUUUUGAACACUUCAUUUUGAUUAGUGAUGCUAUGACCUUUAGAUCAGGAGAAGAGGAGAGUUCCCUAUGGAAUGAUGAAGACGGGUUCUACUACGAUGCUAUUUCGUACGGCGACCCAUGGACACAGCAGCUUCCUGUGCGGUCCCUUGUUGGCCUGAUCCCAUUAUAUGCCGUAGCAACUCUUGAGCCAGAAUUGAUCAACAAAUUUCCAUCCUUUAAGCGCCGACUGGAGUGGUUUGUCGAGAACCGAUCGGACGUGGCGGAACGAAACAUUGCAAGUAUGAAACGCCGAGGGAAGGGCGAACGACUCCUCCUAGCCCUGGUCAGUAGAGACCGCCUAGAGAAAAUCCUCAAGCGUAUGCUUGACGAGACUGAGUUUCUCUCUGAGCACGGAAUCCGGUCAAUGUCCAAGUACCAUGAAGAGCACCCCUACUCCAUGGAUGUCAACGGCCAGAGGUUCCAGGUUAAUUAUGUCUCCGGCGAAUCAGACAGCGGCCUCUUCGGUGGUAAUAGCAACUGGCGUGGACCAGUCUGGCUGUGCGUCAACUUCCUACUUAUCGAAUCCCUUCUGCGGUUCCACAUGUUCUACGGAGAUUCCUUCAAGGUUGAAUGUCCUACAGGCUCGGGAGACUACAUGCACCUAGGACAGGUAGCAGAAGAAAUCCAGCACCGGCUGCAACACCUCUUCGCGCGCAACGAUGAGGGUCGUCGUGCUGUCUACAACGGCGCCGACGUCCUUGACUUUGACGAACACUGGAAAGACUACAUGUGGUUCCACGAAUACUUUGAUGGUGACACCGGCCGCGGCCUUGGAUCCUCGCAUCAAUGCGGUUGGACAGGGCUAAUCGCCAAAAUAAUUCACGAUACAGGAGUCAAUUGCCGCCUUCCUCAAACACCGCGUUCCCCAUUCGCCGCAGCAAGCCACUACUUCGACGACAUCUUCAGCCGCUCUGUUCGCAGCCACAGCCGCCGCGGUAGUACCAAGGACAACAGGCCCUUCGUCCGUCGCUCUUCAACCAGCCGUUCAAUCGGCAAUAGGAGCGACUUUGAGUCGACAUUCACAACUCCCGCGCCCCAAACUCCCCAUGAAGCUACAUUCGAUGACGAGGAUGAGAAGAAUGGUGACGAACAACCGCCCAAUGGGGCUUCCGGGCAGAGGUUCGAUGACCAUGUCUCGCAUUAUGUGGAGAAUCAGUUGCAGAGAGUAAGGAGCCAGGCGUCAAUGGGUGCUUAUGAGGACGAGUUUGAGACGCAACUUGAUGGGGCGAAUGGGAAUGGUGACGGAAAUGCUGCUAAUGGGCGAUAA
This is a messenger RNA of Aspergillus puulaauensis, 3144 nucleotides long. RefSeq lists its product as uncharacterized. The coding region runs from base 1 to 3144 and encodes 1047 amino acids. Gene Ontology annotation, biological process: protein N-linked glycosylation; oligosaccharide metabolic process. Lineage: Eukaryota; Fungi; Ascomycota; Eurotiomycetes; Eurotiales; Aspergillaceae. The record is from RefSeq and is a predicted model, not a curated record. The transcript has 9 exons. Gene Ontology annotation, molecular function: Glc3Man9GlcNAc2 oligosaccharide glucosidase activity. Gene Ontology annotation, cellular component: endoplasmic reticulum membrane.